UCUUUAUUAAUUACACAAUUGGAAACCAUUCUCAGUAAGAGUAUGAUUUUGUAAUAGGAAGUCUGACUGCGUAAUACCAUUCCCUGGCAUCUCUGUAAACCUCAGCCCUUCCCAUUGCCUUUAAAGGAGUGUGUACCCUGAACUAAAUAUGGACAUGCACUUUCACAGGAUUUCAAAGAAUGUCCCAGCCUCACAGUCCACUUUGAUGAUGUGAGGCUCUUGCAGUCCGUCACUGGUACCCCUAACUGCAAGGCAGUCUCCUGUGAGUCCAGCCAGGAUUGAUGCCUCUGGUGGCUUUUUGGUGAGCAGGACACACCAGGACAGCGGGACAUCACCUUUGGCCUAUGGGAAUAUUCAGCUGCUUACUAUAGGAGAGAAAUAAUGCGAUAAUCUAAUUUGGGAAAAAAAAGGGAUAUACUAACAUCAGCAACACCAUAACCAACCCAAUCCACCUCAAGAAAGCCAAUUUAUUUGUUGUUUUUUUUUUUUUUCCUCUGCGGGUGUAGCCUUUACCCCAGAUUUUAGACAACCAUGUCCAGACCCACAAGACGUCAGGUGAGUGAGGACCAUGACCUGGACAGCCUGCUGUCCACCCUCUCCCCCGAGGAGGUGGAGGAGCUGCAGAAGGAUAUGAUAGUCACAGACUUCGACCCAAGGGAUGGGAGGACCGGUGUCCAAAGGGAAGGCCAGCCACCUAUAACCAACAAUGUCCAGGACACAAAGAUGGACACUCGAGAGGAGAUUGACCGUAAAACUAGGCUCAGUCGGAGAGAACAAUCAUUUGAGGGUGAGCCAAAGAGGGAGAGCCGGAAGCAGGAGUACCUGAGAAAGAUGGGCCUGAGUCAGGAGGGAAAUGAUGACAAGAAAGGAGGCAUUCGGAGACAAACUAGUGUCUCAGGUGAAAAGGAUAUUAGGAUGGAGGAGAGAAACAACAAAGGACCUGAAUCCUCUAAAGAGGACCGAAGUGGGCUUAUGAGUAGGUACAGGAAGCAGGACAGCAGAGAAAGUGAUGUGAAAGAGGAUAUCAAAGAAAAAGAGAAAUAUGAGGACAAUAAGCUAAAAGAUAGGAGGGAAUUUAGAGAGAGCACAAGUAGCAAGACAAAAGACAUGAUCUCCAAGUUACAGGAGAAAAAGGAUGAUAGAGAGAAGGAGAGAAAAGAGGAUUGCAGGAAAAGAGAUGACAGUAAAACAAAAGACAUUAUUUCUAAGCUACGAGAGAAAAGUGAAAAGGAGGUAAACAAGGACAAAGAAAGGAAAGAGGAUAUCAGGACACGAGGACUUGUCUCUAAAAUGGUGGAGAAGCAGAGCAAGGCUCAGGAGAGCCAGGCUCAGGAGAGUAAAUUAGAGGAGAAGAAGUCUAAAGGGGAAGAGAAUAAAACAGAAGAUAAAGACAAGCCUGAAGUCAAACAGAAGUUUGAGAGGGGCAAUAGUGAUGUGCAGGUGAAAGAUGAUAAGGCCGGAAAAAGAAAUGAGGAGGUCAAAGAUAAUGACCGUGUGAAAGACAAAGACAUGAAGAUUAGCACUGAGCGGAGAGCUGAAGACAAAAAGGAAAAAGAGGAUAGCAAAGGAAAAGUAAAAAGUGAAGGGUCAAAACCCAACAAAGCUGGGGAAACUGAAAAACUUGGUAACUGUGUUGCCAACAAGAAUUCCAACAGCAAGACCAAAGAGGAAGAGGAGGAGGAUGAAGACGCUAGCAUGUUUGAUGAGCUGAUGGAGCAGGUUCGCAGCAAUGACCCCUCCCUCCUUGAGCUGAAUGUUAACAACUCAGAGGUCAUCAAGACAAAAACGCUCAUCCAGUUUGCAGAGGCCUUGCACAACAACACCCAUGUUAAGACAUUUGCAUUGGCCAACUGCCGGGCUGAUGACCAUGUAGCUUACGCCAUUGCAGGCACCCUGCGCAGCAACAAGACUAUCACCAGCAUCAACCUUGACUCUAACCAUCUCACUGCCAAGGGUAUCAUCUCCCUCAUCCAGGCUCUGCAGCACAACUCCACCCUCACAGAGCUUCGCUUCCACAAUCAGCGACACAUCUGCGGUGGGAAGACGGAGAUGGAGAUGACCAAGAUCCUGAAAGAAAACACCACCCUGCUGAAACUGGGUUACCACUUCGAGCUGGCUGGACCCAGAAUGACCAUGACCAACAUCCUGAGUCGCAACAUGGACAGGCAGCGACAGAAGCGCCUGCAGGAGCAGAAGCAGGCCCAGGCCAAUGGGGAGAAGAAGGGGACAUUGGAGGUACCCAAGGCUGGUGGCGGAGGUUCUCUGAGAGGCUCGCCCAAGGCUUCCCCCAAACCUUCCCCCAUGGCCUCGCCUAUGCCAUCACCAAAGCUGACUCCCAAAAGGGGAGCUGGAGGUCCAGCUCCACCUCCACCACCACCUCCUCCUGGAGGUGGACCUCCACCUCCUCCUCCUCCCAUGCUGGACAUAGACUCCCUGAAGAAUUCCCUGACCCCGGUGUCGCAGAGGAAGCUGGAUGGAAAAGGCCCAGCCGGUAGUAAGAACUCAAGGGACCAACUGCUCGCCUCUAUCAGGGGAAGCAACAUUAAACAGCUCAAAAAGGUGCCGGUGCCAAAAUGGUUGCAGUAAUAUUCCUAUUGGAAUGUAAAGUGAAACAGAAGAGAGAGGGAGAACAGACAUCUCACCACAGGUCUUCAAGGAGAUAAACUCUACAUAUCCCCAUAUGCAGUUAUUAUACUAUGUCAUAGAACUGUGCCGUGGGAUGGAUAGAGACAGAGAGAAAAACGUGAAACACAAGAUGCCUGUCAGUUGGAUGAGUAGCCCUCACUAUGAGUUCUCCCCUCAAACACUGGACCAAAAGGACAUUAUGGAGAAUGAGUGAUGCAGGGGUCUCUGUUAGCCAGCUGCAGCUGUUGCAUUGACUUUGUGGCUGUUUGUCUUCAGUUCAUAUUGACGCUUCGCCUGUUAUUUGCACUAGAUUAUAUGAGGCCGAUCAUAUAAUAUGUUGGCUUGUGUAUGCGGUUGAAUGAGAGUGUGGUGCGAGUGUGCAGUGAGCUUAUUAAGAGAUUCAAAUAACUCUUUAUAAAUUCUUCUAUACAAAAAAAUAUAUAUGUAGAUGUAGAUGUAUCAUCGACAUGGUGGACAUUAAUUUGACCAUUUAUUUAUUUUUGUGGAGAGGGAAUCCACUUUAUCCUUGUCACUUGGAAUUCUGCACAAACUGGGAAUUCUGAAAUGGCAUAAAUAUCAGGGAAUUAACAAAAGUUGGGGGCUGACUUAAGAAAUUCACACUGGGUAAGAUAGGGGAAAAAUGGAGCAGUGAAUCAAAGUGGUUUGUGAUGUGUGUGUGUCCCAUUGCCAAAUCUCAAGACAUCUCAGGCAAGGUUUAACACGUUGGAAAGCAGCCCAGUGGAAAUGCAGUCGUGGUCGAAAGACUGCAGGAUGGAAGUUAUGAUAGAGGAAGUAGGAACGGCUGUCCUUUAAUAUCGGAUUUGAUAUUCUGUAUUAUUCUAGGCUGGGUGUUUGAAUACCUUACAUACUUCCACGUAAUACAUCUACAUGUCUUAACCUUAGGGGUUUCGAAAAUCAUUACUGGCUUAUAUCAACCCUAUACAAACAGCCUUGUUGAUUUAUGCCAUACUUACAAGCAAAUGUCAUGUCUAAACUAUCCUAAUGUGAUAAAAAAAAGAAAAAAAAAAGAAAAGAAAGAAAUCAGAGUGGCACUCGGCUGUUAUGUGUAAUGUGUAAUGACUGGUUCUCUGUCGCAUUCGAUUACACGUGCCUUACUUACAGAGCCUGUAUGUCUCCAAUAAAAGAUUCUGGUAUGUUUGCAAAGGCAAGUCACAAGUGUAAUGUCAGUAACCAGACUGAAAGCACCUAAGAAGUGAAUAUAACAUACAAAUGUAUGUAGGAUGAAAAGAGAAUUGUCUGACAGUAAAGUUUAUAAAUAUUUUGCAAUAUGUAUGACUUUGAUAAAGCAGGGUGUUUUUUUUUUUUUAUUAUUAUUAUUAAUUUCUGUUGAGCGAUCAUUAAUUUCCAUUACUCUAAAUGAAACUGCAUGAGGCUGUUUGGCAAAAUGCACAAGUAUUUUCAUUUUGUACAUUCCACCCCUGAUCUUGUUGUUGCUGGGAAGGCAUGCACACUGUAUGCAAAGCCAUAAAUAGAUAUGUAUUCAUAGCGAACAGCUUUAAGAAAGUUACCCUGCAGCAUAAACAAUACCUCUUCCUAGUUUUCAAGGUGUUGUGCCCCUGCAACACUGCAUGUCAGUCAUGCUAAUUUGA
Messenger RNA from Myripristis murdjan (pinecone soldierfish), 4235 nucleotides. It is a transcript of the gene lmod1b, whose product is annotated as leiomodin 1b (smooth muscle). Gene Ontology annotation, cellular component: striated muscle thin filament; cytoskeleton; myofibril. Gene Ontology annotation, biological process: actin filament organization; pointed-end actin filament capping; myofibril assembly. The record is from RefSeq and is a predicted model, not a curated record. Gene Ontology annotation, molecular function: actin binding; tropomyosin binding. The transcript has 3 exons. The coding region runs from base 532 to 2586 and encodes 684 amino acids. Lineage: Eukaryota; Metazoa; Chordata; Actinopteri; Holocentriformes; Holocentridae.